This is a messenger RNA of Ixodes scapularis (black-legged tick), 3132 nucleotides long. RefSeq names its product cyclin-I. Gene Ontology annotation, molecular function: cyclin-dependent protein serine/threonine kinase regulator activity. Gene Ontology annotation, biological process: mitotic cell cycle phase transition; regulation of cyclin-dependent protein serine/threonine kinase activity. The transcript is spliced from 8 exons. The coding region runs from base 533 to 1774 and encodes 413 amino acids. Gene Ontology annotation, cellular component: cytoplasm; cyclin-dependent protein kinase holoenzyme complex; nucleus. Lineage: Eukaryota; Metazoa; Arthropoda; Arachnida; Ixodida; Ixodidae. The record is from RefSeq and is a predicted model, not a curated record.
CACGCACUCCCCCGAGAAUAUCCUACAGAAAGUAAAAUCCUCCCUUCGUAUUUCCGAUCCUGGAUAAACCCUUGCUUUCAGGCCCUCUAGGCGGAAAACAGUACUGCUCGUACUUUCUCCGGCGAAAACGCGGCUGGAAGUCGGGUGAAAACAAAAAGGUGCCCGCUGCCGUGCGAAACGCGGCUUCCUCGACGGAGUAAUAACUACGAGGAACACCACCAGCUUUAAGCAAGCUUCUUCUCGAAAUCGUGGCUCACGGCGUCGCGAAAACGCGGCGCACGAUCCACGCACGAUCAACGAACGAGACCGGCGAAAAGCGAACGCAGCCACAGCAUGCCACAGCGGGCAAACGCAAGCCUUCAGGCCGUCGUUCGUGUCUCGACCGGUCUCGGGGCAGGCUACUACACGUUUCCGCGAGCGAGCGAAACCGACGAAUCGCUUCGCAGUGCGUCACGCCGGCUUUCUAGAACGUUCUCGCGGACGCUCCUCGUUGGGGGCUACCGGCCUACCGGCACCGGCGAUUGCGGCGUGCAUGCCCAGUCUCGUUGUCGAGUGCCUCCGUGUCCGUACUAGUAUACCGCCAGCAAUGGGUCUGCGCCUGCUCGCAUCUUCUAGUCAGACGAUGCCGACGAAAGACGGCGGCUUGUCGGGGCCGUCGUUGUCAGCAUCGACAAAGCCGUCUUCGACCACGAGGGGUCCGUUUUUGAUCACCACGGUGGCGACGGUGGACUCCGAGAGCGGGACGAGUCAGGUUCGAGAAAUGAUUCGAAGUUUGAAGCGGGUACGGUUCAUCAGCGGUUCAGCUGCCAUGACGAUGCGGGAGGCCCUGACUGCGGACUCUGCCAUUGCGCUGGUCCAGCAGUACCUCAGGAAGGAGAAGCUGCAUUGGCAACCCUGCAAGUACUCCCUGCAGGGGGACGAGAUUACCUCUGUCCAAAGGAACCACACGGUGAAGUGGUUGACUGUGAUCAGCCGGUACCUGAAGUUUACUCCUGAGACGCUCUUCCUCUCAGUCACCCUCAUGGACGAGUUCCUCCGCUUGGUUAGGGCACGACCCAAGUACCUGAAAUGCAUCGCCAUUUCGUGCUUCUACCUGGCAUCCAAGAUAAUUGAAGAAGACGAGGUGGUUCCACAUAUCAAAGAUCUGAUCACUAACAGCAACUGCAACUUUAGUGUGUCCGAAAUUACGCGCAUGGAGGCAGUGAUUCUCAAGAAACUCAAGUGGGACCUGUGCCGGGCCACCGCACUGGACUUCCUUCACGGGUUCCACGCCCUACUGGUGCUGAACAGGGGCCUGUUCCUGCCGGACCAGUCCGCGGAGCAGCUAGCUGCCCUCGGUCCGCUGCUGGAGACGAAGCUGGAGAUCUGCCUGGACCAAAACUCGCUGCUGGCCACGAGACCGUCCACGGUGGCACUGGCUCUCGUGAGCCUUGAGCUGGAGACGUGGACUCGCAACUGGUUCGUCAUCACCAUUGCACUGCAGAGGCUGGCCCAGGUCGAGAACUCCGACGUGAUCCGGUGCCGUGAGGAGCUGGCAUGCAUCUUCACGACCGCCCGCACUGCCGUGUCCCGGAAACACAGGCACUCGGACUCGCAGAGCGCUUCGAAGCCGUCCAAGAGAAAGAUGGAUAACAUGGACAUUGAAGAGAUCUACGACAGCAUCAAGAAGCUCUACGGCGACGAAGGCGGAGUUGCCGCCACAGGAAGUUUCUGCGGGAUGCAACAAGGUCACAGCACUCUCGACAUGGCAGGCUUCCCGGUCCACGCCAUGUGAAGGUCGUUUGCAGGUCGUCUGCACCGUUGUCAAGGUUGUCCGACUGGAAAGCAACUGCACGCUAGGAACGAGGGUGUGGCAUUGAAUGGAAGCACGCGCGACGGCAAACACGUCCCCCAGCCCACCUGACCCAUCACCUCCGCCAGAAAAACUACCUAGUCUGUCGUCCAAAACGAAGGUGCGCCACGCCUCUGUCGCGACAUUUGAUUCGUUCUAGUCGCAACGUCGGCCAGUUUUUGGCACUUUGUAGUUCUUGGGUUUUUCUUUUUUUUUUUUUUUUGCGUAUACGCAAUAUGAAACGAGGUUUGCGAAAAUUGUGUUGCGUCUGUCCCAAGCCUUGCUUUGUUGGUGGGUGCUGCGAGACUAGACGCCGGAGUUAGGGCACUCCGCUGAUAUUGUUUUUGUAGUUUUUAAGGCGGCCUCUUUAGAUGUCCGCGGUCCGUGUAUUUUGUCCCGGUAUAAACUUUCGUGCGUGGAUGCUUUUUUCUUUCUUUUCAGUUUUUUUUUUGCUUCUUUUUAGUGCAGACGAAAUGAUGCGAAAGUACAAAGACGAAAAAAAGACUGAAGGAGAGAAAAAUGUGCUUUAUAAAGAACAAAUGUUUUUCUUGUUUUUACUUAUUUAUAACCUGCAGAUGGACAGAUGACUGUGUUUUUACCCAAGGCACAUUUCUAGGUUUUGCGAGGAAGUGCAGUAUUGGGGCGGGUUAAAAAAAAUUGUUUUCGUUCCUUGACCUUGGUCAUUUUUCGUGCUUUCGAGACAUUUGUGCGAAAGAAGAGCAGCCCCAAAAAGAAAUUGUCUCUGCGAGUUACGCGUUUCGGAAUCCUUCGAACCAGAGCAAUAACCGCAACGCUCUUUCCACGUUGUUUUCUCACAUUUUGUUACUAAUGUGUUCAGCUGGAGUGCCGGGAUGGGGGUGUUGGUGGAGAUGUUAAUAAGCAGGAUAGGAAAAGAGAAAAAAAAAUGGACGUUGUUGAACAGACGUGGAUUUCACCUGCUUUCAGUGUGCAGGCGCUUUCGCCGCUAGCAUUUUUAUGUUCUUACAAGAGUACAAUGAAGAAGAAAAAAAAAAAAAGUGUAUAAUAUGUAAAAAAUGUAAAAAAAUGUCAUAAGCUCAAAAAACCAAAAAAACAUUGUAAAUGAACUUCAUUUUCAUCACCCUGCUUUUAGUUCUGCUGGCACACCUAAUUUUAGUGAGCUUUUCUUUUUUUUUUUUUUAGUUCCUUUCUGCAUGUGUGCCUGUGGUCUUGCAUUGAUUUUAUCUUCCCCAAUGAAGCUUGCCUGGUAUUAAAAAAAAAUACUGGGCCCAUCUUUUUCAUUUUAUUUUUUUCUGUGGCAUUAAAAUAUUUAUAAAAAAUUA